CACAUCGUUUUAUAACGAACACGUUACACCUCUUCGGUUUUCAUUUGGAAAGGUCCGGUAAGCUAUGGACGAGGACGUCAGCGAUUUGAGUCCUAUUAAACUUUGUUGGUCCAUCCAGGUGAAGGUCUUAAACAAAUGGCGCGAGAGGUCUGCUAGGGGUCGUCGUUCUGUUCGAAUGGUUUUGGCUGAUGAGCGGGAUCAUAGGACAGAGGCCAAGAUAAAAUAUAAAGACAUCUUUCGAUUGGACUCCAAAUUCAAAGAUGGUGAUUGGGUAGUUAUUCAUCACUUUCUGCUGAAAACUGUUACCGAAGAUAGAAGAACCACCAGGCAUGAUUACCGGAUCGUUUUUCUAGAAACGACUAUUUUGAACAAGAUUUCACCAAAGGAUGCUCUUGAACACACUCUUUCUGAUGUAUCAUUUCCUAAGGUCUUGGGUGAUACUCUAGACAAGACCUACUUGAUUAGCUUGAUUGGUUUUGUUGUUGAUCCUGGUGAACUUCAUUAUUUUGACCCAAGUAGACAGACAUAUGAUUUUGCUGUGCUUGUGUUCGAUAUUCAAGAUCACGACGACAAUGUUAUCCAAUGUAUUGCAAUCGGGAGUUUCGCGGAACAAUUUCAUGACGAAUGGAGAAGAGCUAGGGGUGAACGAAUUGUAUGCGUGCUACAGUGGUGGGGAAUUCAUAGAUCUUCGGCUGAUUAUACAAUGAAAGGAAAAAAUGUUGUUCAAACCGUUGGUAAAUGUAGCCGGUUGGAUAUCAACCCGGAUAUACCCGAGGUUGAAGAAUUCCUAGAGAUAUUAGCCGCUGAGGAAGCUAAUGAGGCAGGUUCUACCGCUUCUGAAGAUUGAAACGUGUGCAUGGUGCUGUAGUUCACUGAACUAUUCUGUUUAUCUUUUUUAAAAAAAAUUGGUGUGCUGUUUUGCCUUGAUCAAUAAGUGUUCAAACCAGUGUUCGUAUCAGUCGACAAUUCGGUUUCAAUUUACUUUGAUUAUGUUGUUAUCUUAUCAGUAUUCUUAUCCUUUAUAUGUCGUAUUUUAUUAACAAACAAAUUACUCAUAG
Molecule: messenger RNA, 1058 nt
Organism: Arabidopsis arenosa
Lineage: Eukaryota; Viridiplantae; Streptophyta; Magnoliopsida; Brassicales; Brassicaceae
Source: the annotation of a GenBank genome assembly